This is a messenger RNA of Cuscuta campestris, 3004 nucleotides long. The record is from the annotation of a GenBank genome assembly. Lineage: Eukaryota; Viridiplantae; Streptophyta; Magnoliopsida; Solanales; Convolvulaceae.
AAUAGUGUUUUCUUUCCAAUUUGCACUCACCACACGUUAUGUCCACAAAAACUAGAGGGAAAUUACAACAAAAUUUAAGUUUGGGAAAAUUUUAAAAUUCCCUCCACACAAUUUCAUGUAGACCUCAAACUUCUUCAAUAAAUACACAAUGAAAGUCUAACAUUAAAUACACUUCAUCUACCCCAAAUUCUCCUGCACUUAAUGUAGUCAAUAAUCUUUAACUUUUUCUUCCUUUCCAUUAAUGGCAGCUGAGUUCUCCCCGACACAUGACGUUGAUUCCGCUUCCGAUCUCGAUUCCUCCGAUGUCCCCUUGCCGCCGGUUGUAGAUGUUUCUUUUUCUUUCAGCACCCCUGAAACAGUUCAUUCAAACCGUAUUACUGGUAUACAAACAAGAGAUGAAAGAAGGAAAAAGAUUGUUGAUGCAAUUCUACAAAAGUUCAACAACGGCAAACUUCAGAAAGGCUCUAUUAAGGCAGUGGCGGCUCAGUUUAACAUGUCACGGCGUUGGGUUGGAGAGCUAUGGAGAACUGCUAAAGGUCAAUUGGUGAGGGGCCAAGCUAUAAAUGUUCAAUGCAGGUGGCAGGGUAAUGCAGGAAAGAAGCCUAAGGUUGUGGACUUCUCAAAGUUGAGUGAGAUUCCAUUUCACCAACGAAAGACUUUACGUGCUAUAAGCCAUUACAUGAAUGUCUCGACGAGUACAGCACACAAUUGGCUCAAGGAAAUGAAAAUAAGAAGACAUUCAAAUGCCAUUAAACCCUUUCUGUGUGAAAAGGGUAGGCUAAAGCGACUCAGGUAUUGUUUGUCUCUUAUUUCUCCUACAUCACUGCCAAACAACCCCACAUUCCAUGACUGCUAUAACUACAUACAUAUAGAUGAAAAGUGGUUCUACUUUAGCAAGGAAACAACAACGUUUUACAAACUGCCUGAUGAGGAGUCCAAAACACACAUUCUCAAGAUAAUGUUUUUGGCAGCUGUAGGUCGUCCCAGAUUUGGGGAUGAUGGUGAAGCAUUAUGGGAUGGCAAAAUAGGCAUAUUUCCUUUCACAUGUGAGGAAGCAGCCCAAAGGAGUAGCAGAAAUAGGCCCGCUGGUACAAUGGAAACCAAGCCAGUACCAAAGAUAACAAGAGAUGUGAUGAGAAACAUGAUGGUACAGAAGCUACUACCAGCAAUAAGGGAAAAAUGGCCAGGCUUAACCAAACAUGUACUCAUACAAUAUGACAAUACAAAACUACAUGUUGAUAUCAAUGACCCAGAAUUUGUGAGUGCUGCCAAGGAAGGUGAUUGGGAUAUUCAAUUACAGUAUCAACCCCCAAACAGUCCAGAUUUGAAUGUGCUUGACCUGGGGUUCUUUAGGGCUAUUGAUGCAAUUCAGGAGAAAACUGCACCAAGGAAACUGGGUGAUUUGAUUGUUAAUGUUCAAACAGCUUUUGAGCAACUCACCCCACAAAACUAAAUCAUGUCUUCUUAACUUAUCAGCUGGUAAUGGGUGAGGUCUUGAAGCAUAAAGGGGGAAAUGACUUCAAAAUACCUCAUAUUGGGAAAGAAAGGUUAGCCAGACAAGGAUUGCUACCAAAGAAUAUAGGUGUGAGUAAUGCAGUGUAUGAAGCUGCUGUGGAACUCUCAGAAGUCAAUAACUAUGGGACAAAAUAGUCAUUAAGUUUAGGCAGUGUAUUUUGAAUGUACAUCUAGUGUACAAUUGCACACUUUUUUAUUUUUUGGUGCAAAUGUAAUCCAGAUGUUCAUUUCUGCCAAUGUUGUAAUGCAACUUUAGGAAUGAUGUAUUCCUUGUGUGUGUGUAUAUAUAUAUAUCCAGUAUAAAAUCUGGUUUUUUGGAAGUUCAAUGGCUCAUAACAUGCAUACACAUUAGGCAGUGAAGAAGUUUGUUCUUAAUGGCCUCAAAUAACAUAACAGAAUCAGACUUUGGUUCCAUCACAGGCACACAGAAGAAGGAGAGUCUAAGUGGCUCAGAAAACAUAGGAGCAUAAGAAUAAAUUUCCAUCACAGCCACAGACUUAGGGACUUGCCCAGAUCAGGGACUUGCCUCAGAGAACCUAGGAGAAUAAUCAUUUAGUUCCAUCACAGGCAUAUUUAUAGGGACUAACAGGAUCAGAACAUUUGUGUUCCAUCAUGCCUCAGAUAACCUAGGAGAAUAAACAUUUGGUUCCAUCACAAGCAUGUGUUUAGGGACUCACUGAAAUUAUACACUGAAGGAGAUUCUAAAUGGCUAAGAAAACAAGGACCAGAACAUUCAUGUUCCAUCAUGCCUCAGACAAACUAGGAUAAUCAUUAUUUGGUUCCAUCAUAGGUACAUACACUUAGGGACUUUCAUACAUUACACAAUGGAGUUCCAGCUUAAACUCCACAAGCCUGACCAAACACAUCACCUUAAUUGACCAUGUAAGUCUCCAAACCAAAUGGGGUGACAUUACAUUAUAGCAAUUCUCCUAUAUUUUGGAAAUUAAUAGGUUUUCAUCAUUAGUUUGCCAAUAAAAUCAAGAACAAAGACAACAUUCAAGGACAUUUACAGAAUAUAUUGAGGACUGAAGAUUAAAGGACAUUACUCUGGCGAAAUUGCUGGAUUUUGGAGGGACUAUCUAGCGGUUCAGCAAAGAAGAUCUCCUGAAUCAGAGGUCAUUAUAUUCCUCUAAUCUCUUCAGUGGUAACUGAUUCAUCAUCAGAUUCACCUUCUUCGCGUUCUAGAUCUGAGCUCCACUCAACUCCAUCCGGUAGAUGGUCACCUCCGAGGUACUUUUUCCGGUAGUUCCAAGAUGGAUCAGUGUCAGAUGAGUCCGAUGGCAGGACAUCUUCACCACCAUUAAACGGUGGAAGGACAUCCUUAUCAGGGAUGAAGGAAUCACCGGAAAACUUUCUCUUAGGGCGACAACCUUCCUCAUCGCUAUCAGUUAACAAGCAAAACGAGGGCAUGGAAGGAUCUGGAGAAGAUGGAACGCCGGCCAUGGAAGGAGAGAAUGGGUGGUGAUCUGAAUAGAUAGGGUAGCAUGGG